Sarcophilus harrisii (Tasmanian devil) is the source of this 1498-nucleotide messenger RNA. It is a transcript of the gene HOXC10, whose product is annotated as homeobox C10. Lineage: Eukaryota; Metazoa; Chordata; Mammalia; Dasyuromorphia; Dasyuridae. The record is from RefSeq and is a predicted model, not a curated record. Gene Ontology annotation, molecular function: RNA polymerase II cis-regulatory region sequence-specific DNA binding; DNA-binding transcription factor activity, RNA polymerase II-specific. Bases 96 to 1124 code for a protein of 342 amino acids. The transcript is spliced from 2 exons. Gene Ontology annotation, biological process: regulation of transcription by RNA polymerase II. Gene Ontology annotation, cellular component: nucleus.
UCCCCCUCCACCCCCCACCCCCGGAUGGGGAAAAAAAAAAAAGAUGUCAGCUCCUCGGCUGUAGUAUUGCUCCUUAAAAACCCCUCUCUCUGAAAAUGACAUGCCCUCGCCAUGUAACUCCUAACUCGUAUUUGGAGCCCCUGGCUGCGUCUUGCAGAGCGGAGACCUAUACGUCCAACCCAGGGAUGUACAUGCAAUCCGGGAGUGACUUCAACUGUGGGGUGAUGAGGAACUGUGGGAUUGUGCCCUCUCUGUCCAAGAGAGACGAGGGCGGCAGCCCCAGCCUCUCUCUCAACACCUACCCGUCUUACCUUUCGCAGCUGGACUCGUGGUGCGAUCCCAAAACCGCGUACCGUAUAGAACAACCUGUUGGCAGACAGCUGUCGUCCUGCUCCUACCCAACUAGUGUCAAGGAGGAGAAUGUGUGUUGCAUGUAUAGCGCCGAGAAAAGGGCAAAAAAUGGUCCUGAGACAGCCCUUUACCCUAACCCCUUACCCGAGUCCUGCCUCGGGGAGCACGAAGUCCCUGUCCCCAGCUAUUAUAGAGCCAGCCAGAGCUACCCCACCCUGGAGAAACCGCCCCACUGCUCUGGAGCGACCGAGUUCGAGGCGAGUUUCGAACCCCGGGCCAGCCUCCAUUCCCGGAGUGAACAUCUGGAAUCGCCUCAGCUUGGGGGGAAAGUGAGUUUCCCCGAGACUCCCAAGUCGGACAGCCAGACCCCGAGCCCCAACGAAAUCAAAACGGAGAAGAGCCUGGUGGGACCCAAAACUAGCCCUUCGGAAAGCGAGAAGGAGCUGAGUAAGACUACCGACACAAGUACCGAUAAUUCUGAUAACGAAGCUAAAGAGGAUAUAAAGGCAGAAAACACGACAGGAAAUUGGCUGACAGCAAAGAGCGGAAGGAAGAAGAGGUGCCCCUAUACUAAACACCAGACGUUGGAACUGGAGAAAGAGUUUCUGUUCAAUAUGUAUUUGACCCGAGAGCGCCGCCUGGAGAUUAGCAAGACGAUUAACCUUACAGACAGACAAGUCAAAAUCUGGUUUCAAAAUCGCAGAAUGAAACUCAAGAAAAUGAACCGAGAGAAUCGAAUUCGCGAACUGACCUCCAAUUUUAAUUUCACCUGAGCGCGCAGGCUCCCCGCCCUCUCCCGCCCCCCUCUCUGUCCCCGCCCCCUCCUCCCCCUUUGUGCGGGCUGAGUUUUUUCUUCGAGUAUAAAUGCACUGUGUAUGCAAAAAGAAAAAAAAAAGAUCUCAGACUCUCCUUCGGAGGGACUUCUUGUUGGUGCAGCGAAGAAGCCUCAAUAUAAGCAAGAGAAGAUCUAUAUCUAUACCUGUGACUAUAUAUGUGUGUGCAUACACUCACUUAGCAUCCUUGUAAUCCAUGUAGCGUUAAGGUUAAAUCCAUUCAGAUCGCUUAAAGAGAGAAAAGCCCACCAAAUUUUAUAUAUAUAUGUGUAUACAUAUAUAUAUGUGUGUGUUCAUAUAUGUAUCUAUACAUA